This is a messenger RNA of Paramecium pentaurelia, 1042 nucleotides long. The record is from the annotation of a GenBank genome assembly. NCBI's taxonomy places the organism in Eukaryota, Ciliophora, Oligohymenophorea, Peniculida, Parameciidae.
UAUGAAAACCACAACAGUAGUAGAAUCAUAGGUUAUUAAGACUAAUGUGGAAGUUGAAUAAGCACCAAUUAGAUACAAUAGAAAAAGAAAUUAUAUGUCCACUUCAUUUGUAUCUGCUUAAUUUCCUAAUACAUAAUAUGGGUGCUAUUAAAUUAUGAUUGACAAUCAUGAAUGCCGACCAAAAUGUCAACCUCCUCCUUAAUAACCUUAUAUGAUGCCUAUGUAUGUUCCUGUUCCAUAUCCUUAAUAAUAAGAGAAGGAAUGUGAAUGUGAAGAUGGAGAAUCAUAUAAGGAAGAAUUAUUGUUUUUAAGAUAGAGAGUAGCAGAAUUAUUAGCAAGAGAGCCUGAAGUAAAGACUGUUAAAGAGAGAGUAGAAGUAAUAGACAACACAAGAGUAUUAAUAAAAUGAUUAUUAAAUAUAGGUUGAAGAACUUGAACUUGAAGCAUAGAGAUUAAGAUUAUAAUUAUAAUAAGCAUAAAAUUAAUUACGAUAAAAAGAGUAAGAGUUUAUAGAAUUAAGAAGUGGAAAUGAUCAAUCAUAAUAAGGAUUAUCAUAGAGAAUCAAAAUAAUUGAAGUAAGAAAUAAAAAUUAUAUCAGGAAUAAUUGUAUAAGGUAAGACUGGAAAUUGAAAGAAUUACUGGAUUGUUGAAUUAAAAAGAAUAAGAAAUUGUAGAAUUCGAAAGAAGAUGUCAUGAAAUGGAAAGUUCUGUUACUUAUGAAAUUGAAGAGAAAACAACAAAACUGAGAUCUGUAUUAUUAAAUAUUAUUUUUCAAAGGAAGUAGAAGUUUGGAAAAGUAGAUUUAAGAAAUUAAACACAGAAUAUUUCACUUGUUAAGAAACAUUAAUUAUGGUAUAAGCUGAAAUUGAUUCAAUUAAAAAUGGAGGAGUAAAAGAAGUUAAGGAAGUAAAAGUUGAAAAGAAAGUUGUAGGACCAACAAUUACAACAGUUUCAUCAAGUCAAUCAAGAACAAGAGGAUCAAGAGUAAUUGAAAGUUCGGAAGUCAUAAAAGAAGGAACACCAGCUAGGUUAUACCCAUGAG